AACAAUCCCAUUCUAGCAUUACCUGAAUAAUUCAGUUGUCGGCUGGCAAUAAAUGGAAUAACAAUCUGUGCUACCGACAGGAUGAUAAUCUAAAUGUGAAGCUCUUCACAACAAACCCGGAAUAGUUUGUGUUCAUUAAAUAUGAAACAGCAGUCUUGUCAUUUUGUCAUAAGGAAACGCGGUAUCGAGUGAAAUUAAUUAAUAUGUUCCAAUUGUUGAUGUCUGCGAUUAGGAUAUACAUGUAGAUUAAGCUAGAUACACUUAGAAGAUAUCGAAACUUAAUAAAAUGGCAUCUGCGAAGGUUGCCAAAGUAAAGAAACAAUCCAUCCCAGGAUCAAAGAAAGAUGGGGACUUAGCAGACGAGAGUUCAAGAAGCUUGUCGGAUUAUGAAAUUCUCUCUACCAUUGGUACGGGCACGUUUGGCAGGGUGGUGCUGGUCCGGAACAACGACACUCGCAACUACUUCGCUCUCAAGGUCAUGGCCAUCACAGAGGUCAUUCGGUUGAAGCAGAUCGAACAUGUGAAGAACGAGAAAGAAAUCCUUGCAUCCAUAUCACAUCCUUUCAUUGUUAACAUGUACUGGGCCAAUCAUGACAACACAUUCCUCUACAUGUUGAUGGAGUAUGUUCCUGGUGGAGAGGUAUUCUCGUAUCUCCGUAACUACGGACGAUUCUCCAACUCCAUGGCCAACUUCUACGCCAGCGAGAUCGUAUCGGCUUUGGAAUACCUCCACUCACGCUCAAUAGUGUAUCGAGACUUGAAACCAGAAAACUUGUUGUUGGAUCGGGAUGGACAUUUGAAAAUCACUGAUUUUGGAUUUUCCAAGAAGUUGUUAGACAGGACUUGGACAUUGUGUGGCACGCCAGAAUACCUCGCACCAGAGAUUAUUCAGAGCAAGGGCCACAGCAAGGCGGUAGACUGGUGGUCAUUGGGAAUACUCAUCUAUGAAAUGAUCGUGGGGUUUCCUCCAUUCUUUGAUGAUCAACCGUUUGGCAUUUACGAAAAGAUUCUGGCAGGGAAAAUUGACUGGCCGAGACACAUAGACCCAGUGGCAAAAGAUCUCAUCAAGAAGUUGUUGGUUCCAGACAGAACAAAACGCCUCGGAAACAUGAAGAAUGGAGCAGAUGAUGUCAAGAAACACAAGUGGUUCAAGGCAGUUGAUUGGGACGAUGUCCUAGCUAGAAAACUCUCUCCUCCCAUAAUUCCAGAUGUCAUGUACGCUGGCGACAUUUCUAACUAUAGCACUUCAGUGGCACCACCCAUAAUUCCAAAGGUGACGCACAACGGAGAUACCAAAAACUUCGACACCUACUCAGAGGAUGAUUGGCAGAAGACGGCCCCAGCUGCUGAGAAAGACGUGGAACCAUUCCUGGACUUCUGAACACAUUGCCAUAGCAACGGUCUCCAUAGGAACUUCCUGUUGUCGUUUAUCGUGUGUAUAGAUACAGUAUAACCUCUACAUGAGGUUUAAUGAUGAACAUGCUUGAGUUAUCAAAGUUAUUGAUAUGGAAGUAGACUUCUUAUUUCCAUACUGUGAAUUGAUGAAUGUUUUCCAAGAAACAAUAUGUUCAUCAAAGUAUUAUUUAAAAAAAAAUAAUUAUGAUACAUCAGUACUUUACUACCGUAAUUACUUUUUAAGUUUGUAGACAGUCUUAGUUUUUGAACCUCUUUUGUAGUCAAAAUACUUACAAAAAUAGUGUUUUGCUCCGCAGAUUUUCUCCUAUAAUAGACAUUCUAUAUUUUUGGACAGUUGCAUAAUAUCAGAAUUCUAUCAUUUUGCGUUAAUCCAACCUGGUGACAGUAAUUAAACAAACUGGCAAAUUAAUGAGAGGAGUCAGUAGAUUCAUUUUCAUAAAUGAGCACAAGUACCUGUCACAAUUUUUCUCUAAUUGUUUCAUACCAUUUUCAAGUGUUUAAGGUGAUUGAUAAAAAAGAAAUCACCGGUAUGUGAAAUAAUGUGUGAAAAUGUUUUACAUGUGAAUAAUCUUAACAAUGCUUAAAUAGAUGAUAUUAUGUUUAUAUUUGAUUGUAAUAUUUAGUAACAACAUGUCUAUGUGUAUGAUGUAGUGCUUUUUCAAAAACCAUGUGAGGUUUUGAAAAUAUCCUUUGGUUUUCUCCCUACGCCAAAGGAAUUUGAGGUGCGCUUUGAGACACUAGGGCUUAAUGAAGUUGUGUCCAGUAUGGUCUCAGAUAGGGCUUAAUGAAGGUGUGUCCAGUAUGGUCUCACUUUGAGAGGCUAGGGUUUAAUGAAGUUGUGUCCAGUAUGGUCUCAGAUAGGCCUUUCACAGUCUGCACAGACUUAUCAGGAACAACAUUUUCUGCUUCAAUGGAAUAAUUGUUUUAAAUUGUGCAAGCUGCAGAGGCUAAUCUGGGAGGAUACUUCAUACACAGUCAUUCAGCCCGGAGUGUGGCCCAUCCGGAGUGUGGCCCAUCCGGAGUGUGGCCCAUCCGGAGUGUGGCCCAUCCGGAGUGUGGCCCAUCCGAAGUGUGGCCCAUCCGGAGUGUGGCCCAUUUUAUGGAUGUUUAUUUUGGGACCUGUUACCAGAAUAUAGAAUUAAAGGGGUAUGUUAAUGUGUGGAAUUGAAAUAACAACAAAGAAUAAUACUGCAAAGCCAUUUGGUUGAUGAAUACUCAUUUGUUGAAAUUGAUAACAUGGAUACACAUUUGAAAGAAUUUGGAAUGUUUGUAAUGUGUCAUACACUGUCAUACAUUUUUUAGUUAUCAUUAAGAAAGGAUAUUGAUGAAUGAUUUAAAAUUAUUUAAAAAGAACACACACACUAAAUAUGUUAAUCACGACGAUUGUUUUUUCAGAUCUUUAGAAAAAGAUUUGUCAUUAAUUCUUGUUUCAACUGAAGAUGCAUUAAAACACAAAUCUAAAAGUAAAUCCCUGUAAUAUCUCAAAUAUGUAACAUACAUUUUACGUAUGUGUCAGCUUAAAAACAGUGUAAUCUAUUCAAAUAUAGGUAUUUAGAAGGUAAUAUCCAGCAAUAUCCACAGCAAUAUUCAUCUUGUUUAUUUUGUUAUAUUCAGGUGUGAUUUUUCCUACUUUCAGCUGAUUUUAUCCCUUUAUAUUUAUUUAUUUAUUUAUCUUCAGUUCUAUGGAGACAGAAGUAUUUAUUAAUUUUUAAAUUCAUAUUUGAUAGUUUAGUAUUUAUACUAUAGCUAGUUAAAUUUACAGUUGUACAUGUAACUGACAUGUUUAUAUACAUAAAUGGUAAUGAUACUUGACAUAACCAUACUCUGCAUUGUGGACUUCGCAAAUAAAAUAUUUAGACAUGUUAACCUUGUUUCAAUCAACACGUCUAUUUUUUUCUGCUGAGAAUUUAAGCUUAUUAAGACCUGUAUUAUAUUUUGAAUGACAUGACCUCCGGUAUGAUGUGUUUAUAUACAUUUUAGUGUGAUGAACUUUUCUGGUUCAAUGUCUUAUUUGAGCUUGAUUUGGGCAUUGUUUGCUUGGCUACUUAAAAGUACCCCUGGCAGGUACUAUUAAGUAUACUUGAAUGUACCCAUGGGUAUGGAAAAUGUACUAAAAACCCAGGAAUACCGGUACUAACACUGAAUUGGUCAUUGUUUGCUUUUUUUAUGCCCCCCCUUCGAAGAAGAGGGGGUAUAUUGCUUUGCUCAUUUCGGUCUGUCGGUCCGUCUACCAGGUGGUUGUCAGACGAUAACUCAAGAACGCUUAGGCCUAGGAUCAUGAAACUUCAUAGGUACAUUGAUCAUGACUCACAGAUGACCCCUAUUGAUUUUGAGGUCACUAGGUCAAAGGUCAAGGUCACUGUGACCCGAAAUAGUAAAAUGGUUUCCGGAUGAUUAUUCAAGAACGCUUAUGCCUAGGAUCAUGAAACUUCAUAGGUAGAUUGAUCAUGACUAGCAGAUGACCCCUAUUGAUUUUCAGGUCACUAGGUCAAAGGUCAAGGUGACCCAAAAUAGUAAAAUGGUUUCCGGAUGAUAAUUCAAGAACCCUUAUGCCUAGGAUCAUGAAACUUGAUAGGUACAUUGAUCAUGACUGGCAGAAGACCCCUAUUGAUUUUCAGGUCACUAGGUCAAAGGUCACAGUAACCGGAAAUAGUAAAAUGGUUUCCUGAUGAUAACUCAGGAAAGCUUAUGGCUAGGAUCAUGAAACUUCAUAGGUACAUUGAUCAUGACUCGCAGAUGACCCCUAUUGAUUUUCAGGUCACUAGGUCAAAGGUCAAGGUCACAGUGACAAAAAACAUAUUUACAAAAUGGCUGUCACUACAACUUAAAGCCCAUAUGGGGGGGCAUGCAUGUUUUACAAACAGCCCUUGUUUCUCAAAUUAAUUAUAUUCAUAUUUAUGUCAAUAUUUUGUAAAAUAUCAAAACUUCUUCUCGAAAAAGAAUGUUGAGGCAGGUUUUGUUCCAAGAGAAAAUGUUUUGUAUUAUGUAGCCCAUUUUUACAAUGUCCUAUUUAGGGCGGAAAUAAAACUCCGGUACAGUCUAAAUUGGCCAGGUAUGUUUUAGUAUAUUUUCCAUACCUGCAGGGUACAUAUAAGUAUACUCAAGAACACACGGUCGGGAUACAUUUAAGAAGUACCAGAGCCAAAAAUGACCAAUCGAGCCUUCUUUGAUAUAUAAUGCAGCAGCAUUCUGGACAAAUCAGGCAUAAUGUUUGUGCAUAAAGUGUCGUCCCAGAUUAGCUAGGGCAGUCAGCACUUUACUUAAUGUUUGUGCAUAAAGUGUCGUCCCAGAUUAGCUAUGGCAGUAUGCACUUCACUUAAUGUUUGUGCAUAAAGUGUCGUCCCAGAUUAGCUAGGGCAGUCAGCACUUCACUUAAUGUUUGUGCAUAAAGUGUCGUCCCAGAUUAGCUAGGGCAGUCAGCACUUCACUUAAUGUUUGUGCAUAAAGUGUCGUCCCAGAUUAGCUAGGGCAGUCAGCACUUCACUUUACAUUGAUUUAAAUUGUAGAUCUGAUUGUUUAAUGAUAUUUCCAAUUGUGGUCUUAUUUUUCUCGGAUAUCUUUACUUGAAGGGCUUAUUUCAUCCCUUGUUAUGUAUUAAACAGGGUCAUGUUUGUCCGUCCACAAAAGAGCUACAUAUUAUUUGCUCAGUAUAUUUUGGGUAUUAUUAAUAAUGAUUUUACAGAUCUGUUUUACAUAUAUGAAACAUAUUCAAGAAUAUAUCUAUAUUUUUAUGGUUAUAACACUUUAUACAUGUACAUGUAUUCAAACUAUAAACAGUUUGUUACAAGUGUUUAUUUUAGUAUUUAUUAAUUGUGAAUUCCAGUAUUAAAUAAACAGUAAGUCCCAUUAUAACUUAUUACACUGAAUGGAUGGUGUAUGUUUUUGUAUCCGUUUUUGUGAUCGGGGAUGUCAUAUGACACCUUCAUUUAAAUUCACGUGCUACACCUGCAUUUACAUAAGAACAGUUGUUUUAUUAAAAUCUUGAGUAUUUAUAAAUGUAUUGUUUUGAAAUUGUGUAUGUUGGUAUAUGCAAACCUUGUUUUGGAUUACACAACUAAUAAAGUGAAAAUCAUUUACGUGGAAAAGUUAGUUUUGUGGCGUUAUUUAAGAUCUAGCACAAUGUGAUGCAUUUUUUUGCCAUUGAAAGAAAUUAACUCCAGUAAAUCAAACUUUAAAUUUCAUUGUCAUGAAAGACUUUUUAUGAAAAAACUUCAAAUCUAUGAUUACCAGUAAUUUUUCUAAAAUAGCUUUCUUAUAAAAUGUUCAUGUAUUACAUAUCUUGCAUUUUAGUAAUACAUUUUAGUAAUACAUUCGUUUUAAUGAAAUAUGGUUAAAUAUACUAACACUUUCUUUGUGAUCAUCUUGUAUACAUUUUUUGUGCUGUAUCUUUCAUCAUUGAAAAAAUUACCUCUACAUAAUUGUUUAAAUCUUUUUAGUGUUAAAUUUUGAUCUUCUUAUUGGACAGCUGAACUUUAGCAUUUAUGUAUUUGUAUAUUCAUGUGUGGUCAGUAUAAUUUGUUCAGCAUAGGGUACUAAAAUACAUUUAAAGUGUAAGUGCAUUUAUUGGUAGCGCAAUGUCGGGUAAUUCAGACAGUCGUCUAAUUUCGACACUUUUCACAAUAUUUAUCAGACCUGUCUUAAAUCAUCAUCAUCCCGUAUGAUUUCGUUGUAAAAUGUGACGUAGUUGGUGUUGUGACGUCACCAGAUAACAUCUCUCUAUCAAACGUCUCGCUGAUUGCAUGUAAGUGAGUCAUUUAAAAUACGUACAUUGUAUUACUUAGAGAAUUUUUAUAGCGUUAUGAGCUUCGCUAAGGGAGAUUACAUAAUUGUCAAUUACGUCCCUUCAGGAUUUCGCUGUAUUUCUGGCAUUUGUACAAGUUCUAGUAUAAAAUUUGUUUCACUUGACCUUGUAUUUGUGUUGGAAUAGUGCCAAGCGUUUGUUAAACUAUGAUUUGUGGGGUGUCGAAAUUAUCCUCCGAUAUUAUACGAUGGUGGGUAAUUUCGACACUCCAAAUGUUUUCAAGCAUUCCCAGCGCAUAUGGAAAGAUAGAUUUGUUAAAUAGAAUUACUCUUUAAAUGGUUGACGCAGCUUAUUGAAUAUUAUAUUUAGCUCUCUCUAUAUCUUGUCAAGCAGAUUACAUAAAAUUAGAGCUUUAUAAAGAUUGUGAAGGUAAUUAAUUAAUGAAAAUGUAUUUAUUUUUUUUACUUAAUUAUAUCUUUAAUUGGAUCAACUGUGAUCACCGCGGAUGCUGCGCAACCACCGUAAACACCUGUCUGCGAGGGUCAUUCACGCGUUUUAAAUGUACACGUAGAAAAGAAAAUCAUAAACAUGUGUACUACAUGUAGAUAUUAUAUGUAUGUGCACACGUAUGCACUUAAAUUUGUUCAGUACAUAACGUCGGAAACGUGAAUAAAGCUUUUAGAUGAUCAAUACUAUUAACUCUUAAUCGCAAUACCAAAUAUUUCGCGAGAUAUUUUAACUUUAGUUGAAAUUCACAACAUGACAUUCUUGAGCACUCUUAUCGUCUAUAUUACCCUCACAUAAUUUGCUUUAAAAACGGAAAUCGGGCGUAUAUGGGAUUAUCGAGUAUAAAUGGAUAAAGAUGGGAGAAGUUGCAGGUAUUCGAUAGAUACAGUUGACACAUAUGUAUUGGAGGCGUUUGAUUGUCGCCAAUAUAUUUUUAAUACUUAUCACAUCCUUUCGACCAGCAUGUACAUAAAAAUAGAAUUUAUUUAUUCAUUAUCACUUUUAAAUGAAAGGGAUCAAUUCAAUACGUUUAUGUUCAAUUAUAUGUAGCGAACACGAUGAACACCGCGGUAGAUAUUAUGGGUCCGCGGUGAUUCGCGGUGUUCGUCUAUGGCAAACGGCCCCCGCGACAUUUGAUCUGAAUACCCAUCGCGGGGUUCAUAUUGGUAAGCUAACAGUGAGAUGAACAUUGCGGCGAGUGGCGUUUGUUUAAGUACACGGUGUUUGUACUGUAUAUUGAGUCAAGUGGAAGCACAAUACGAACUCUAAAUACAAUUUAUUUAUAAUUUUCUGAUUUGAAAAUUAACACUAGUUUAGUAUAAUCCUAUUUAUUUAAGCUCCACUGCAUGGAAAGCCUACGACUUAUUGAAACACUCUCUCCUGAUCGCUAGGCGGACACCACAUCCACUAAACCACCACAACCUUAUUAACAAUCGAAUGGUCAUUGUCGGCUCGGGUACUACUUACAUGUACCCCGGGUACGCUUAAAGGUUACAAUACACUAAAUGAUCGCAUCAUGAAGGGCUGUACUCUCUAAAAAAAUAUCAUAGUUGACAGGAAGGCAUGUUUUACACGUUUUACCAUUAUUCGGGUGUUAUCUUGCGGAGAUAAUGGUAGGGAAUGAAUAGGUGUUCACUACUGAAUCCCUGAAAUAUGAUACACGUGAAGACUAUAGUGAACCAUUGCACUAGAAAAGGUUACAUUCCACUAAGAAACGGCCGAAAAAAAAAAGUUGCAAAAACAGUCGAUUUUGAUUUGUGUCAAGUUCUUUCUUGCAUUGUACAUGACAUAUCCUUUUUAUUGCAUAAAUCGAUUCCGCUUAGAAUGGCCUUUAAGAAAAGGUAUGGUUAUGGGGGUCUCUAUGUGCAAAAUGUUGCAUUUAUUUUCGCUCAAAGUUGUCGCUUUUACAUUGAAUUAUAUAGGGAAACUAUUUAGUGUAUUAUGACCUAAACGCAAAACCAGGUCAAGUCUCAAAGGAGCUGUAUUUACAGAAAAUCAUCAUUCUUUUAGUGGGAUAUGACGCGUUUUGGCGAAUUUCACGGAAUAAAUGAGUUUGUUUCACGAAUUUAAGGAGCAUCGUGAGUUUUUAAGAAGAAAAUACGUUUUCAGAGGAAAAUAAGAAAAAAAAACGUACAAAAACUCGUCUUGAGCAUCUCAAAUCGCAACAAUUUGUGCUGAAAGAGCUCAUGAACACGUUUUAAUAGUUGUUUACUUCUUUUUCUACAUAGCUUGUAACAAUAUUCCAGUAUUUUGACCGAUUGUAAUUACUUAGGGUAAUCGCUUAACGCCUGAACGCCCGUUAUAAAUCAAAGCUCCGAACGCGAAAGCCACAUGGCUUAUCAGGCGUUAUAAUAAAAUGCAUUUUCAAGCAUUUCUACGUGAAAGAUCGGUCUGAAAAUUGGCAUGCACAUAGAAAAUAGGUUUAUACGUAUCGAGAAGUUCUUAUUUUUCGCGAUGUUAACAGUAAACGUUGUCUUAUAGGUUACAAUACACUAAAUGAUCGCUUCAUGAAGGGCUGUACUCUCUAAAAAAAUAUCAUAGUUGACAGGAAGGCAUGUUUUACACCUUUUACCAUUAUUCGGGUGUUAUCUUGCGGAGAUAAUGGUAGGGAAUGAAUAGGUGUUCACUACUGAAUCCCUGAAAUAUGAUACACGUGAAGACUAUAGUGAACCAUUGCACUAGAAAAGGUUACAUUCCACUAAGAAACGGCCGAAAAAAAAAAUUGCAAAAACAGUCGAUUUUGAUUUGUGUCAAGUUCUUUCUUGCAUUGUACAUGACAUAUCCUUUUUAUUGCAUAAAUCGAUUCCGCUUAGAAUGGCCUUUAAGAAAAGGUAUGGUUAUGGGGGUCUCUAUGUGCAAAAUGUUGCAUUUAUUUUCGCUCAAAGUUGUCGCUUUUACAUUGAAUUAUAUAGGGAAACUAUUUAGUGUAUUAUGACCUUAAGUAUACUUACUAUACCACGGGUACGGUAAAUAUACUAAAACCUACCCGGUAAUUUUUACGCUAAAUCGGUCGUCGUCGGCUAUUUUUUUAAGAUUAAUUAUGUUUAUAUUAAUGUCAAUUUUCUGUUAAAUUGCCUCUAUAUUAUCGGAACCCAAACUCAAAAAGCAUGUUGAUUCAGUUUAUAAAAACAAAUAAUAGAAGUUUGUUUCGUAAUAACGGUAAUCGGUAGCGCGUUUUACGACAUCUGAUUUGGGGCGGGAAUAAAACUCGGGUACAGUCUAUUUCGACCGGGUACGUUUUAGUAUAUUUACCGUACCCGGGGUACAUGUUAGUAUACUUCAAUGUUCCCGGGGUAAAUGUUAGCAGUACCCGAGCCGACAAUGACCAAUCGAGCCUAAGUAACACUAGACAUUAAAGAGAUCGUGAAAUUCUAUUAAUUGAGAGAUACACUGCAAAUAACUGAUUAAAACAGUUGUUGAAAAUUAAUACAAAGACAAGUGUCGAAAUUAGCCGCUAAUUGUCGAAAUUAGCCGCUUACUGUCGAAAUUACACUCCGCUGCAUUUAGUUAAAUCGCUCGAAGUUUUGAGUUAUGCCGGCAACGAUAAUAACGUUCGUUAGCAAAUAUCAACAAGUCAAAACGGUGUUUUUCGUUAAGUUUGGGCACUUGGAGGGUAAUUUCGACACAUCAGGACUAAAUCAAAUUUUACUCUUAGGGUGUCGAAAUUACCCGACUUAGCUCUACAGAAUAGUAUUCUGUGUAUUUUUGAACUUGAACACAUGGUAGCAGGAUAUAUACAAGUUAUUGUAUUUUAUUUCCAGAUUUGUUCACAUGGUAUUUAACAGUGUAUUAAUGUCUGAAUAUUUGUGUUUGAUGAGAAUGAGAUUUUCAUUGCAUGUCUUCAAAUUCUUAAUUAUGGAAUUUGACACACGUUGGGGUGAGGUAUGCAUUUUACAGAUUACACAAACAAGAAAUACACUUGUUUUGUAUAUAUUGAGGUUAUGAAUAAAAACCAUAGUGUUGCUGCGUUAGUAGAUACAUGUUGUAUUUCAAAUAUUUUGAACAAUUUUUAUAUUGAAUCUGAUCGGUAAAUGGCAUUUUUAAAGGAAUUAUUUUUAAUAACAAUCAAUUUAACAUAAGACACAAGUAACCAUAAGUAUGUCAAGAAGUAGAGCUUGUUCAUAACCAUGGAUAACAAACAGAAUUGCUUUUAUUAAAAUAUUGUUUAGAAACUGCUAUUAAUAAAAAUAUGUUGUGUUUUUUUGUAGGUUUUUAUGAUAUAGUGAAGUCAGAUCAUGUUAGUUAUUGAAGAAACCCGUAGAUGUUUGUGUGACCCGAUACAUAUUAUGUCUCAUUAAGUCUUGUAUGUUUUUAUUAUUUACUGUUUUUCCUCAUUGUGUUUGUUAAAGAAUGAAUACUGUUAUCGAGUGUCUGUAUUGUGUAUAUUUUAUUAUUUUUGUUGGAUUGCGAAACAAUAAAUCCAAAUAAAUUGU
Messenger RNA from Dreissena polymorpha, 10596 nucleotides. Its product is annotated as cAMP-dependent protein kinase catalytic subunit PRKX-like. Gene Ontology annotation, molecular function: ATP binding; protein serine/threonine kinase activity. The record is from RefSeq and is a predicted model, not a curated record. Gene Ontology annotation, biological process: protein phosphorylation; intein-mediated protein splicing. The coding region runs from base 287 to 1381 and encodes 364 amino acids. Lineage: Eukaryota; Metazoa; Mollusca; Bivalvia; Myida; Dreissenidae. The transcript is spliced from 9 exons.